Molecule: messenger RNA, 543 nt
Organism: Olea europaea var. sylvestris
Lineage: Eukaryota; Viridiplantae; Streptophyta; Magnoliopsida; Lamiales; Oleaceae
Product: phosphatidylinositol 3-kinase, root isoform-like
Exons: 4
Coding region: 124-543 (139 amino acids)
Biological process (GO): phosphatidylinositol-mediated signaling; autophagosome assembly; endocytosis
Cellular component (GO): endosome; phosphatidylinositol 3-kinase complex, class III, type II; phosphatidylinositol 3-kinase complex, class III, type I
Molecular function (GO): 1-phosphatidylinositol-3-kinase activity
Source: RefSeq, a predicted model, not a curated record
AGCUAAUCGGAAAUCCUAUCCUAUUUAUGUACUAGGUCAAUUCAAAGAAUAUUGAAAUACCCCCCAACAAGAACCUUGAGCGGAGAGGAGAAGCAGGAUCUCUGGAAAUUUCGUUUUUCACUGAUGUCUGAAAAGAGGGCUUUGACAAAAUUUCUGCGUUGUGUUGAAUGGAGUGAUGUUCAGGAAGCAAAGCAGGCAUUAGAACUGAUGGGCAAGUGGGAGACAAUUGAUGUUUCUGAUGCACUGGAGCUUCUAUCUUCAGUUUUUGAGAGUGAAGAGGUCCGUGCAUAUGCUGUUACUGUUCUUGAAAGAGCUGAUGAUGAAGAGCUCCAGUGUUACCUACUUCAGCUGGUUCAAGCUCUUCGGUUUGAACGUUCCGAUAAAUCCCGCCUUAGUCAUUUCCUUGUGCAGCGCUCAUUACGCAAUAUUGAGUUGGCUAGCUUUCUUCGAUGGUAUGUUACAGUGGAACUUCAUGAUCCUGCAUAUGCAAGACGAUUUUAUUGUACCUAUGAGAUUCUGCAAGAAAGUAUGCUGAAGGUUUAA